Molecule: messenger RNA, 471 nt
Organism: Sporothrix schenckii 1099-18
Lineage: Eukaryota; Fungi; Ascomycota; Sordariomycetes; Ophiostomatales; Ophiostomataceae
Exons: 2
Coding region: 1-471 (156 amino acids)
Molecular function (GO): hydrolase activity
Source: RefSeq, a predicted model, not a curated record
AUGAAGGUCAUCCACCUUGUGCAAUUUGCGGCCUUGGUCCGCGCGGCGCGGCGCCGAGGCCUGUCCGGCCAGACGCCGUUCGCUGCCGACUACUGCGAACACUAUGCGAUGGCCGACUUGGGCGCCAUUGUCCGAAACCAUACACCGCUGCUAGCCCCGAUCGAGCGUCUGUACAUGGAUAUUCACCAGCGCGCCGAGCUGGAUGCGCUCCCCGUCCGCGAGCAGACAGGCGUACCGUAUGCGAGCACGCAGCACAUGGUCGACUGGUGGGGGCACGAGCAGCCGGUCAUGCACGCCUGCGGGCACGACCUGCACAUGGCCUGCCUGGUCGGCGCGGCGGAGCUGUUGCAGAGCGCCCGCGCCAGCUGGUCCGGCACGGCCAUUGUGCUGUUCCAGCCGAACGAGGAGCACACCGGCGGCGCGCAGGCCAUGAUCGACGACGGGCUCUUUGCCAACAGCGGCGAUGCAUAG